Messenger RNA from Momordica charantia (bitter melon), 693 nucleotides. RefSeq lists its product as uncharacterized. Lineage: Eukaryota; Viridiplantae; Streptophyta; Magnoliopsida; Cucurbitales; Cucurbitaceae. The record is from RefSeq and is a predicted model, not a curated record.
UCGUAAAACCCUUGUUUUCAGUGCUACACUUGGUCGAAAGGCUGAAUUUUUGAUCAAACGAACGAAGAGCUGCACCUGUUUCAAAUGGCGUGUCGCUCUGGAUCUCUGUCUCGCUCCCUAAUUUCCACUGUUAGGGCUUCUUCUCUCCGAUCGGCUCCUUCUCUUCCUCGCCUCCGCCCCCCACCUCUCGCCGCUCGUCCUCGCCUUCAAUCUCGUCGACUCUCCUUUUCAACUUCCAGGAAUUUGGGAGAACUGGGAUGUACACAGUCUCUUCUGCCCAUGCACGGCAUCAUGGGUGCUACCUGCCUGACAUCCCACCUCUGUGUUAGCGCACGGGCCUUUUGCGAGCUGUCUCAUGGGAGGAAUGGAAAAGAUGGGUGAUGCACGAGGACAUUCUAUCAUUCAAAAGCAGGAGACUGUCGCAAAAUUUGUACUUGAGUGAUCUACAGUAGAAGCAUUCAUGCGGACAAUUCUAUGUGAAGGGAAGUUGAGUAGAGAGGGUUUCUGGUAACUUUUAUUAGGUAGGUUAAUGUAAUAAAAUUUUUCUAGCUGUUAAUUUAUGGAAUUCAUCCUAUUUUUCCACACAGUACUCGGCUUGCCUACAAGUUCCCUAAAGUUAACAUCGUCGAUUAUCUAACCUGCUUUUCUUUUUUGUUGGCUGAAUUUUGUAACUAUUAUCUUCAUUUAUACUUC